This is a messenger RNA of Sclerotinia sclerotiorum 1980 UF-70, 1023 nucleotides long. RefSeq lists its product as hypothetical. The record is from RefSeq and is a predicted model, not a curated record. NCBI's taxonomy places the organism in Eukaryota, Fungi, Ascomycota, Leotiomycetes, Helotiales, Sclerotiniaceae. The transcript has 2 exons. Bases 1 to 1023 code for a protein of 340 amino acids.
AUGUCUGGCGAAGUAAGAGUAUCAGAUCUUCUUUUAGAAAAUCCUCCUCGUGCUUUAUAUUCUAGGCUUGCAUCUGCUCCUUCUUUGAGUAAGAAAGCAUGGACUGACGCUUAUCAUCCAAUCUCUAAUCCAACGGUUCAUUUGGCAACUUUGAAUGGAGUUAAUGGCUUUUUGGCCUUGGACCAAUAUCAGGCAGACAGCAUAUAUAGUACCGAUGGCAGUGAUAUCGAUCGCCUUGACAAAUCAGCUUAUCGUUUGAAUUAUCUUGAUCGUGUAGAUAUUCAAACAGAAGGCGAUGUGGAGCGUGAUUUUUACCAAAACUUUGCUCUUCCGGUUUCUCUUGCUUGGCAGAAGGAAGGCCACUUUCUGCAGAGAUCAUUGUCAGGCCCUCCAGGACCCACAAAUUCAAACAAAACUGUGGAUCAUCUUUAUUCAUGGCAAGUAGGAGGAAGGGGCGGAAAUGAAAGAUGUCAGGUGAUAGGAGAGAUGAAGCAAUGGGGUGUUGUUAUUGUCGAUGAAUGGUAUGGAGUGAAAGAGAAGAAAGAUAUAACAACCCGACUGGGAAAAGAAAUCAGAGCGUAUGCAUCGGAAUACAAGUGCCCACAGGUGUUUGUGUAUGAUGGAAUACAUCUCUUGAUUGUUCAAUUCAAGGCCAAAGAUGCCAACCAGAUCAAAUCAGCGGAUUGUCCUGUUGAUUGUUGCAUCUUGGCACGAGCACCGGAGGAUGCGCAGCAAUGUGCAGCCCGAUAUGCACUGUACCGACUAGUAUGGCGGGGGUGGAUACGCAUGACAGGGGAGUGGUCGGUAGAAAUCCCUGUUUCACUUGACGGGUGGGAUCGAAAAUUUCGCUUUUGGUCUGGCCGACCAUAUUGGGAGCAAGGCCGUAUUAAGGAAAUGAUUCAUCCGAAUGGUUAUCAACGAAGAUUUGAUGGAGUGGCAUGGCAUUGGGUCGAUGCAAAUGAACAGGAUGUAAAAGAUGCUAAUGGAGUUAUUAUAUGGGACUCUCUUCAGUCAUGGCCAUGA